AUGAAGUUACUUGGUUGGAUGCAUCGCAGGUUAAGGCCUAGUGAAGGACUCAAGGAUUUUGCCAUUGGGUGGAACUACGGUUCCAACCCAAACAAACCCGAUGCUAAAUCGGGUUGGCUUGGUUUGGUUUUGGUUCCAGUGCAUGAUUGGUUCUGUCCUGCACCCAAAAACCUGGGACUGAUCAUGAUUGAGAAGCCAUCAGUGGAUGAGCAGCAGUACGACAUGAAGGCAAACUAUGGUACUAAGACCUUAGGCAAAUCACAGAGAUACAACCAUCUUCGAAAAUCAUUUGCCAUAGAAGAAGAUGACUUUGAAGAAGAUUCAUCAGCUGUGAUUUCUCAGCUCUUCCAUGGCUUCCUUACCAUUGGUACUCUUGGUUCAGACACAGUCAUCGCUGACCCAUCAUCAACACCAACAUUCUCCAUCUCUGUUGAGAACAUAACUGAAAAAGAAACAGAAGUAACAGAGCAUGAUUUGAAGCUGAUUAAUGAUGAGUUGGAGAAGGUGCUAGGAGUUGAAGGUAAAGAAGAUGGUUGCAAUGACUCAUCUGGGGAGAAACAGUCAUGUUAG
Molecule: messenger RNA, 570 nt
Organism: Camellia sinensis
Lineage: Eukaryota; Viridiplantae; Streptophyta; Magnoliopsida; Ericales; Theaceae
Source: RefSeq, a predicted model, not a curated record